Messenger RNA from Cordyceps fumosorosea ARSEF 2679, 1857 nucleotides. RefSeq names its product Protein kinase-like domain protein. Bases 1 to 1857 code for a protein of 618 amino acids. Gene Ontology annotation, biological process: protein phosphorylation. The transcript has a single exon. The record is from RefSeq and is a predicted model, not a curated record. Gene Ontology annotation, molecular function: protein kinase activity; ATP binding. NCBI's taxonomy places the organism in Eukaryota, Fungi, Ascomycota, Sordariomycetes, Hypocreales, Cordycipitaceae.
AUGUUGGUCGUAUACGCUGUAAGCGACAUGGAGCUGAACCAACACGUCAUUCGCCAAGUCGCACUGCCCUCGGCUGCCGAGUACACGCAGCCGCCGGCAUGCGACUCCAUGCAAGCCGCGGCCGCAGCAACAGCGUACCCGGAUCAGGAGUCGUCGACCGAAGACACCCUCUACUGGCAAUCCUCCAUCCUCAAUCCCAAGAACCGCGUCGACUCCCUCGACCUCCCCCGCGACCCCUGCUGGCGCAUCGACGGCUGCGCCGGCUACGGCACGCAGUUCCACGCCGUGCCGCUCUUCCUCGGCCCCGGGCCGGUGCCGCCCCAGCGCAUCGACGUCUUCAUCCCCGACCACGCCCGCGUGCCCUCGCCCGCCCUGCGCCGCGUCCUGGACCUCAGCACCGCCUUCCACACCCGCGAGGGCACCGCCACGCGCCGCCUCGGCAUCGCCCGCCACCUCGUCCGCUGCCUGCAGCACUGGACGGCUACGCACCCGCGCGAGGCCCUCCGCUACCACGCCUACCCCUUCGGCUCGCGCAUCGUCUUCCACAACGUGCCCGUGGACGCGCGCGACGCCCUCAUCUCCGUCGCGCCCACGCACCACCUCGAGCGGCAGAUGCUCUCCCCCGCGCAGCUCCGCUCCAUGUGGGAGGAGGAGGAGGACGGCGACGACGACGACACCAUCGCGCUCCCGCCGAGCAUCGACAUCGGCGAGCUGGCCUACGUCGCCCAGCCGCACGACAGCGUCUCCGUCGUCGAGGUCGCCGGCCGGCGGCUCAUCUUCAAGGCCGUCACCAGCCACACCAAGUUCCUCUACCAUGAGCUGCGCCUGCUGCUACACAUCCCACCGCACACCAACGUCGUCGCCCGCCCGCGCCACCUCGUCACCAAGCGCUGCGCCUUUGGCGGCGCCACCGCCGUCGUCGGCUUCACCCUCGCCUACCACCCCCGCGGCGCCGUCCGCGACCACCUCCCGCGCCUCGCCGCCCGCGGGCGCCCCUCCCUCCGCGACGAGGUCCGCUGGGCGCGCCAGCUCCUCGCCGCCCUCCUGCACUUCCGCCGCGCCUGCGACACCUUUUACUCGGACCUGCGCCUCGACAACGUCCUGCUCUCUGCCGCCGCGAAUGACCUGAUCCUCGUCGACUUUGAGCAGCGCGGCGUCUGGUCCGAGUUCGCCGCGCCAGAGGUCAACGCCAUCGAGUGCCUGCGCGGGCUCGCCGUCGACGACCGCGGCCGCCCCCGCCGCGACGACCGCGGCUCCCGCUACGCGGCGCUGCUCACGCGGAUGCUGCCCGGCUGGGAGGACCUGGUCGGCGGGGAGGCGUACGCGUGGCCCGACGCCCGCCAGGGAUUCAACGUCGCCUGGCGCUGCCUCCGCCCGGAGGAGCGCGAGUCCUGCGAGGUCUACAUGCUGGGCCGCGCGCUGUGGUGCCUGUUCGAGGCGCAGAGCGCCCCGCGCCGCGCCCUCUGGACGUCGUACGCGUGCGAGCCCGCGCACGCGGUCGAGUUCCCGGCGUACAGGCGCACGCCCCCGGAGAUGCGCCGCCUGGUCGACUGGUGCACCGCGGGGCACAUGCCCCCGCUCAGCGGCGUCGUCGCCAGGCGCGGGGACAGGCUCGUGCUGAGGCGGGAGGGGGAAAUGGCGCUGGGGGAACAGGAGGAGGAGGACGACGACGACGACGACGACGACGAGGUGCGCGAGGCCGCGAGGGCGUUUUGGAAACAACGGGUGGACCAGUCGGAGCGCUGGGUGCUCCGUUACAUCGAAAGCCGCGAGAGGGGCACCAGCUCGCCGUUUCCGGAUAGGCCGGGCCUCGCUGUUGUCGAUGCUCACUUGGAGGCGUACUUCAACAAGCUUUAG